Aspergillus nidulans FGSC A4 is the source of this 2424-nucleotide messenger RNA. Its product is annotated as putative NADH-ubiquinone oxidoreductase, subunit G. The record is from RefSeq and is a predicted model, not a curated record. Lineage: Eukaryota; Fungi; Ascomycota; Eurotiomycetes; Eurotiales; Aspergillaceae. Bases 1 to 2217 code for a protein of 738 amino acids. The transcript has 7 exons. Gene Ontology annotation, molecular function: NADH dehydrogenase (ubiquinone) activity; iron-sulfur cluster binding; oxidoreductase activity. Gene Ontology annotation, biological process: proton transmembrane transport; ATP synthesis coupled electron transport. Gene Ontology annotation, cellular component: membrane.
AUGCGGCCGCAGCUGUUUCGCGCGGCCGCCCGGUCUGUCCGGGUUCCAAAGGUCAACACUGCCAGGACCUUCGUGACGACAGUUCCUCGCUCUGCUGAGGUGGAGCUUACAAUUGAUGGCAAAAAGGUUUCGGUAGAAGCUGGCUCGGCUCUCAUUCAAGCAUGCGAGAAAGCCGGAGCGACAAUUCCUAGAUACUGUUACCAUGAGAAGCUAAUGAUCGCGGGAAACUGUCGCAUGUGUCUCGUCGAAGUCGAAAGGGCUCCCAAACCUGUGGCAUCAUGUGCCUGGCCGGUUCAGCCCGGUAUGAAUGUCAAAACAGAUUCCCCGCUAGUGCACAAAGCUAGAGAAGGCGUUAUGGAAUUCCUACUUGCGAACCAUCCUCUAGACUGCCCAAUUUGUGACCAGGGAGGAGAGUGCGAUCUUCAAGAUCAGUCAAUGCGCUAUGGUGCCGAUCGUGGCCGUUUCCACGAACUUGGAGGCAAGCGCGCUAUUGAGGAUAAGAACAUUGGUCCCCUUGUCAAGACCUCUAUGAACAGAUGCAUUCAGUGCACUCGUUGUGUUCGGUUCAUGAACGACGUUGCUGGCGCCCCCGAACUUGGAACCACCGGUAGAGGGAACGAUAUGCAAAUUGGUACCUAUCUAGAGCAGAAUUUGGAUACAGAGCUCUCUGGAAACAUCAUUGAUCUUUGCCCCGUUGGCGCGCUGACCUCCAAACCGUAUGCCUUCCGCGCGCGUCCCUGGGAGCUGAAGCAUACCGAGUCGAUUGAUGUACAUGACGCUCUGGGCUCCAACGUCCGGAUAGAUACCCGUGGAAUGGAAGUGAUGCGUGUCCUGCCAAGACUCAACGAUGAUAUCAACGAGGAAUGGAUUAACGACAAAUCUCGUUUUGCAUGCGAUGGCCUCAAGACUCAACGACUCACCACUCCUUUGAUUCGACAGGAAGGGAAGUUUGUUCCUGCAACGUGGGAGCAAGCUCUGACCGAGAUUGCAUCGGCAUACCAAAAGCUUCAACUGAAAGAGAACGAAUUCAAAGCCAUUUCUGGUCACCUUGUGGACGCGGAAACCAUGGUUGCGAUGAAGGACUUGGCUAACAAGCUUGGCUCUGAUAAUCUUGCCUUGGAUCAGCCCGGUGGUAGCUCGCCAAUCGCCCACGGCGUCGAUAUCCGCUCAAAUUACCUCUUCAACUCUAAGAUCUACGGCAUCGAAGAGGCGGACGCCAUCCUUUUGGUCGCGACGAACCCUCGCCACGAAGCUUCCGUUCUCAACGCUCGCAUUCGCAAGCAGUACCUUCGCUCUGAUCUCGAAAUCGGUCUCGUCGGGGAAGCUUUCGAAAGCACAUUUGACUUUGAACACCUUGGUUCAGACGUUGCUGCUCUGAAGGCCGCCCUGUCAGGGAACUUUGGCACAAAGCUGGCUUCCGCCAAGCGACCCAUGAUUAUUGUCGGCAGUGCUGCGGCCGAACAUAAGGAUUCGAAAGCAAUCUUUGAGGCGGUUGGUAGCUUUGUGGAGAAGCACGCCAGCAACUUCAACACACCAGAGUGGCAAGGUUAUAAUGUUCUUCAGCGCGCAGCAUCGCGUGCUGCGGCAUACGAAAUCGGCUUCACGACCCCCUCUCCUGAGGUAGCACAAACAACGCCUAAGAUGGUUUGGCUACUUGGUGCAGAUGAGAUUAACCAAUCGGAAAUUCCUCGCGAAGCGUUUGUCAUUUACCAAGGACAUCACGGUGACCGCGGGGCUCAAAUCGCGGAUGUUGUUCUGCCAGGAGCUGCGUAUACCGAGAAGUCAGGCACCUAUAUCAACACCGAGGGUCGCGUUCAAGUCACUCGCGCAGCAACUUCAAUGCCUGGUGCUUCUCGAGAUGACUGGAAGAUCAUUCGGGCUGCCAGUGAAUUCCUCAACACUCCUCUCCCAUAUGACGACAUCGAGGCUCUUCGGGACCGCAUGGAAGAGAUCAGCCCUGUUAUGCGUCGUUACGAUGUUGUUGAGCCCACCUCUCUGGCUCAGUUGAGCAAGGUCCAAUUGGUCGAUCAGAACAAGGGAUCUCAAGUAACCAACGCACCUUUCAAGAAGGUGAUUGAAGAUUUCUAUUUUACAGAUUCGAUCUCCAGAAGUUCGCCGACAAUGGCUCGCGCUUCGGCAGCUAAGGUCUCUGGAAACCCUGAUGUGAACUACAUGUCUACAGGUGGUGAAGUGUCUCCGCAGCACAUGUAUGGUUAAAAAGCCUACUGGACCUGUAGUUUGUUUUUUUCCCAUUCUUCAUCUAGGCGUUGUUGUUGUAACACCUAAACACUGUUGUUGGUCCCUGUUUAAUUGUAUUAUUGUUUCCCCUCGUUUCCUAUAGUGUUCCAGCUCCACUACGGUACAGGUUAAAGAUGUUAGAGGUGUACAUAAGAUCAAAAGCAGCUCAGGAAUGGCAAAAUUUAU